Catharus ustulatus (Swainson's thrush) is the source of this 2406-nucleotide messenger RNA. RefSeq names its product KIAA1143 ortholog. Lineage: Eukaryota; Metazoa; Chordata; Aves; Passeriformes; Turdidae. The record is from RefSeq and is a predicted model, not a curated record. The transcript has 6 exons. Bases 37 to 486 code for a protein of 149 amino acids.
CUGGCCGCGUCCCGCCCGGAAGCGCGCCCGGUAGCCAUGAGCAAGAGGAAUCAGGUCUCCUACGUGCGGCCAGCCGAGCCCGCCUUCCUCAGCCGCUUCAAGCGGCGGGUCGGGUAUCGGGAGGGCCCCACGGUGGACACCAAGAGAGAGCAGCUUCCACUCGUGGAUGAUGACAGUGACAAUGGCAGUGACAAGGAAGAUGAGCAGCCUCAGGUGGUGACACUGAAGAAAGGGGACUUGACUGCAGAAGAAGCAAUGAAAAUUAAACAGCAAAUCAAAGAGGCCUUAAAGUCAAAAGAAUCAGUUAAUAUGAAGUCUUCGUGUCCUUUUAUGGCUUAUGGGAAUAAACAGGAUGAUGAACCAGAACCUGCUGAUGGAAAAAUUGUGUUCAGGAAACCAGCCAAACGUUCAUCAGAGAAAUGUUUGGACUUCAAUCCUCCUGUACCUGCUGCCUGUGUCCCUACACACCAGCUUCCUGCAGCAUAACAUGAGAUGCAAGUCUGCACGCUGUUUCCAGCUGUUUAUUAAGUAGCAGGCAGUGCUAUUUGGCAUCUAACAUGUUCCAGGUGGGUCACUCUCAUUUCACAUGCCGUGACACAUUCGGCCUCUUGCUGUGUUCUCCCUCCCUCCCUCCCUCCAAAGCUCAUUCCUGUGUUCCAGUUUAUCGUGAUGCUGAUGCUCAGCUUCAUUAUGUGGCUGUGUUUAAAUAAACUAAUGCCACUCCUAAUGUCCUUGGUAUCCUUUUUUCCAUCCUUAGACACUGGAAUCCCUCCUGCUGCUUUCUGCUCACAUGUUCUUUUAUUCCUGUUGAUAAAUUUAAUUUUCAUCUCUUUUACUGCUUUCCCUUCAAGAUGUGCUUGCAUUACAAACUGCAGUUCAGCAGUUUAGCAGUUGGAUUGCAUCCAACUAUUACCAAAUGCCACAUCUUUUAAUAUCAGGCAGAGCAGCUUGAAUUUUCUUCCUUGGAGUGCUGUAAAAGACACACUGACAUGUUUUCUGUGCAAAUGCCAAAAAAAAAAAGCCUAACAAAAGAUGGAGGGGUGUGAAACAAGCUGAAAAGUCUCCAUUCCCAGAAUUUUCUGUUUUCCUUGAUUUCUGGAUUUAGUUCGUGACCCAGCUGCUGAACUGUGAAACUCUGUGGAACCAUGCCAGUUUCUAGCAGUCAAGAAUUUGUUGCUGUCAUUUUUGUGACUGGUAGUACCUUUGUGUUCAGCUAAAUAACCAUAUGUGUUUUUAUCCCCAAAGGUCAUGCCUGGCCAUUGAUGAUCACAGUAUUGCCAAGCCCUUGGAUUCUUAAAAAAUCAUUGUCAAACCAAGAAGUAGUAUUUAUACAUGUCCGUGUGUGUAUACAUAUAGAUAUAUAUGUAUGUAUCUACUAUAUAUUUGAGUUUGAAUUUGGCCUUUCAGCAUUCAUGACUUUUGAGUUUUUCUGUACAACUACAUGAAGAAUAAAAACUGAAGUAAAAAUAAAAACAAAACCAGAAUAAAGCUGGGUUUUUGCACACUCACAUAAUACUUCCAGAAGCUUAUACCAUGAAAUCUUCUAGUGCUCUAAGUGGAUAUUUGGUCAUUAAAUUGUUUUACUGCAUCCUUUAGAGAGAAAGAUGCUAUCAGUUGUUUUUCAUAAUGGUGAAAUGCUUGUCAGGAUGCUUUAAGAUACCCAUUACUCUAUGUAUUUUUGCUAUUUCCUUAUUAAAAGUGUUCAUAUGCACUGUAGCUGUGGGUACUGCAUGUGGUUUGCCCUAUAGGACUUGCGAUUGCCCUGGGAUCCUGGGCUUGGGAUCAGAGCCCAGAGUAACUUUUGCCAUGUUUGUUCAUCUCUUUUGCUCAAGACUUGUCCUUCACAUGUUUUGGAGGUAGAAGGACAAACAACACAGAUACCCUGGUGCAUCCAGGUCACAUGGCUAUGUUCCUUAUCCAUGUUGUGCGUUCUGUGUGUGUGUUCCCCAGCUUCUGCUGGUUGUAUAUGGUGGGGGGGAUACAGUGUACCUCCAGGUCACUGCUCCAGAACUCAUGUGCCCCCAGAAUUUCAACUUGAAAUGUACUGGCUCAGUAAAGACUUUUGUCUAAGGGCAGAUUUUCCCCAUGUCACUUGCUUCCACUUUGUGCUCUGCAUUGUUCAACACACUCCUCUUCCCUGUGAGUACUGUCUGUGGCAAGGGAUCCUUUGACCCUGAAAUGCAGUUUCAUUCACUCUGCCCACUAGAUAAUACUGAAAUUGAAAGGAAGGUAAAUCUUGUUAUUUAGACACAGCAACUGUGAUAGUUUCCUGCUCCUAUCAAAUGUUUCCUGUGCAACAGUGCUUCUUAAUGUCUUAUUUUUCCAUAUUGGCACCUUUUGGUGGCAAUGUAUUUGAAAUGUGAGUUCCCCAAUGUAUUUUUUCAUUUACCUCUUGGGCUGUUUGCU